This is a messenger RNA of Mytilus trossulus (common blue mussel), 962 nucleotides long. RefSeq lists its product as uncharacterized. The record is from RefSeq and is a predicted model, not a curated record. NCBI's taxonomy places the organism in Eukaryota, Metazoa, Mollusca, Bivalvia, Mytilida, Mytilidae. Bases 261 to 962 code for a protein of 233 amino acids. The transcript is spliced from 2 exons.
UUGUUUUUUACAGGUUCUCAGGUGUUUACAUUGACCAAUUUUACCAAACUGAUUGCAUUGCCAUUGACUUUGAAGUAUUGAAUAAUCAGAAUGCCUAAGAGGAAGAAAAGACAGAAUGUGCCAUAUCGUGUAGGAAAAGACGUGGAACUGGCAAAUCAAAAUUAGACAAAGCGCUGACUGAAAUACAUGCACUUACGCCAGACAUUGCACCUGAUGAAGAUCUUUUUGCAUCUGAAACAGAAGAGCUUACAUGCACCAGUAUGGAUUCAGUCUCCUUGGAUCAUUCAUAUUUGUCUGAUAACCAGACCGUGGCAGAACUUUGUUUAGAUGAAGAAAUUGAUGUUAAUCAACAUAUUGAACUUGAAUGCCAAGAAGAAUGUGUAAUAGCUUCAGAAAACCCUUACGAGGCAUUGAAAAGGACAAUUUGUACUAGUCUUACUUUUCCAUAUGUAUACAAUACUGCUUCCAGUGACCACAUGCAAAUUAUUGAACACUAUCCAUCAUCAAGAAGCGUGUAUGUUAAGUUGACUGUCAUAAUCCACAAUGAUUUUUCUGCUAAGUUAUAUGUUCACGGCAUCGAACUAAGUAGAGAGCAUGACAUCUGGUUGGGAUUGCCAAGUGUGUAUGACAACAUAGCCAGCAUUGAAAAACUGUUAUCUAAACUAAAGAGUUAUACUGUUUGUAGUGGGAACCACGAGCAAGAGUUUCUAGACCUUACUCCAGUUGGUAGCACAAUAGAGCAUGCAACAGAUGCACAGAGUUGUCGAGGUUUUAAAGAACAAGAUUUCGGUGCCGUUAAAGGGACUAUUAAUUACUCUUCAACAGUUUGCAAUGUCAGUUGUUUGUUACUAGUGCAAGGAAACAGAUGCUCUCCAUGUACUCGUCUUCGUCGCAUUCUUAUAAGCAGAAAACACCGACUUGAAGGAAAAAAAGGCUUUCUGAUGGCAGCUAGUGUUGGAUAA